GCUGUUGGCAUGAUUGCCGGCGCGUUUGGAUCGCACGGGCUAAAAGCGAGACCGGGAAUUACCCAUGAAAAAGUGUCAGCAUGGACGACUGCUGCACACUACACGAUCUUCAACGGACUUGGCCUGCUUUUGGUUUCAAAUCACCCUCGCUUCGCUAUUCACAGGUUUGCAGGCCCUGCUAUUGCAGUCGGUGGAUUCAUCUUUUCAAGUUCAAUCAUGGCUCUCAUCCUGGCACGC
This is a messenger RNA of Heterobasidion irregulare TC 32-1, 237 nucleotides long. RefSeq lists its product as uncharacterized. Lineage: Eukaryota; Fungi; Basidiomycota; Agaricomycetes; Russulales; Bondarzewiaceae. The annotation marks the transcript as partial. The transcript is spliced from 2 exons. The record is from RefSeq and is a predicted model, not a curated record.